AUGUCCCAAACCUGCAGCCGAUAUACAACAUCCCGGACCGCUUACGAGCAUUUGCAGUGCCUCAUCAACUUUAUGGAUAGUGACAUCAAGAAAAAACUUGAUUAUCUUGUUCACUGUCGGACUGUGGUCUUCUCAGACCUCUGGUAUCUGUUCAAAAAAGGUGAAGAAGUAAUCGACCAUAACCAAGGUCAGGUCUACCGCAUCAUAAGCAUGACGAGUCCUGGCCAUCGCACACCUUUGAUCCUGAACUGCGUGUAUAUAGACUUUGAUGACAAGAGCCUGGGCCCCGUGAGCCGACAGGUUCGCAUCCCGCAAGCGUUCCCCCUUCGUUUCGCGGACGAGGGCAGCGAUGAUCCCGGAGAAACAACCUUCCGGCAGAGAAUGAUUGCCCGCAGAAAGUUGUUUCUCAGUUCAACAAGCUUUAAGGAAAUGCAUUCUAGCGGAUGGACCCUCGAUACCCGGGAUGAGGUUGACAGACAGGUGGUUGUGGACUUUCAGAAGGCCUUUGUGGCUCAAGAGAACACAGAAAAGGGUUGGAGGCCAAACUUGGAGACUAUCAUAGGCCAAGAGCCCGAAGAGGAUAAAAGGGACGAGUGUAAUGCAAGCUGUUGUCAAUGGGAGAAUAUUCACAGAGACAACUAUGCGGACACCAAUUGGAACCGGGAGUAUAUGGCCUCGCUCGUGCCCCAAGACCGGCGGCAAGAGCCUUCACCAGUUCUGCUCCCUCGCUCGCUGGAGGGAAUUUAUGAUUUGGACAGUGCUUUCUGGGAUGAAGAUUUGCUCAUCCUGUCUUAUCGUGUUUUUUGUUUCAUUCUGCGUAGUCGGAAGUGGUACUGCCUUGACCAGCUCGUACUUCCCCAGGGCCAUAAAGAAAUGGUUGAGUCAUUGAUUGCGCAACAUUUUCGGGAUAAAGAUGCUGCAAGAACCCAGGUCAAAGAUGACCAACAAUUCGACACCGUUCGUGGUAAAGCUCCUGGUGUCGGAAAAACCAGCACGGCAGUCGCUGAAAUGUUUCGAAAACCUUUAUUCCAGAUAACCUGCGGUAUAGACUUGGGAACUACCGCACGAGAAGUCGAGCAAGCGCUUGAGAUGCAUUUUACCCUGACGAGUCGGUGGGGGUGCGUUCUACUGCUGGAUGAAGCAGAUGUGUUCUUGACAGCGCGAAGCAAGACCGACUUUAUCCGAAACGGGCUGGUAUCUGUCUUCCUUCGUGUGAGGGAGUACUACGCAGGUGUUUUGUUCCUAACCACCAACCGCGUUGGCGACUUUGACGAGGCAUUUGCGUCCCGAAUCCAUAUCAGCUUGUACUAUCCCCAGCUCAAUGAGCAAUCAACAGUAGCGAUCUUUCGGCUGAACCUAAAGCUGAUUAAACAACGAUUCGACUCUCGGAGCCGAAAGAUCGACAUUGAUGAACCAGAGAUCGUGGACUACGCGAGGUGGUUUUUCAACAACCACAAAGAAAAAUGGAACGGCCGUCAGAUCCGCAACGCUUGCCAGACAGCUCUGGCCUUGGCCGAAUACCGCGCGCAGGGUGACCGGUCCAAGCAAGUCGUCGAUGUGGACGCAGCUGUCCAUUUGACCACGCAGGACCUCGUCACGGUCUCCAAUGCCUAUGAGCAUUUCAUGGUGUAUAUCAACGAGGUGCGUGGGGCAGACUCGAUCAGCACUGCUCAGACGACAGCCGCACCAGUGGUGCCCCAGUCGAAUGUUCCCAAUGCUCAUCCGAUGCAGCCUGCGCCAGUGAGUGCGGCUUAUGCGUAUCCGCAAUACAAUACUACCGGGGCUCCCCAGCCAGCCUAUCCCUACCCCUACUUCCCUCAACCGAUAUAUUCCCAAGCGCCCGCGCAGGGUCCCGUAACUUAUGGACCCCAACCUGGCACACAACAAGGACAUCCACCAGACGCAAAUGCUGCUGCUGCUGCUACAUGGCCUGGUCAGCAGCACCAGCAGCACCAGCAGCCACCACCUCAGGGUGGGCCGACUGCCAACUAG
Messenger RNA from Aspergillus fijiensis CBS 313.89, 1992 nucleotides. RefSeq names its product P-loop containing nucleoside triphosphate hydrolase protein. NCBI's taxonomy places the organism in Eukaryota, Fungi, Ascomycota, Eurotiomycetes, Eurotiales, Aspergillaceae. The record is from RefSeq and is a predicted model, not a curated record. The transcript is spliced from 9 exons. The coding region runs from base 1 to 1992 and encodes 663 amino acids. Gene Ontology annotation, molecular function: ATP hydrolysis activity; ATP binding.